Nelumbo nucifera (sacred lotus) is the source of this 2566-nucleotide messenger RNA. RefSeq names its product ACT domain-containing protein ACR10-like. The record is from RefSeq and is a predicted model, not a curated record. NCBI's taxonomy places the organism in Eukaryota, Viridiplantae, Streptophyta, Magnoliopsida, Proteales, Nelumbonaceae.
AGGGGAAAAAAAAGUGGGGAAGACACAGGAAGCAAAACGAGAACCAGAGAAGAACAAGUGAAGGAGAAGCAGAGAGACCCAUAUCUGCUUUACUGUUUGUUGCCUGAUAUUCUGUCCAGUCUCUUGGUGGAUUGGAGAAGAAAGAAGAAAACUCUUUUCUUUUUGUACUUAAAUAUGCUCUGAUUCCGCUUCUUUCGGAGCUUUUCUGGCCAGUUAGAGAAGAACAGAGCAAAAACAAUCGAGCAAGAAGAAGAGAAGAGAGAAAGUCUUUACUUUUCUGAACGAUCGAAGAGGAAGAAGAGAUGGGUAUUCCUUCCGAUGACGUGGUUCUCAUUAGGGAACCAGAAAAACCAGGUGACCCGAGUGUGAUUACUGUCAACUGCCCAGACAAAACAGGCUUAGGAUGCGAUCUUUGCCGCAUAAUACUCUUCUUUGGGUUGAGCAUUGUGAGAGGAGAUAUUUCGACGGAUGGGAAAUGGUGUUACAUAGUGUUCUGGGUCGUUGGAAGGCCGGCGACAAGGUGGAGUUUGUUGAAGAUAAGACUGGCAGAAGCUUGCCCUUCGGCUUCAGGGAUAUACUAUUACAGGGCAGAGUUGCAGCAGCCGAAGCCCCCAGACCUUUUCCUGUUGAAAUUAUGUUGUUAUGAUCGAACAGGGCUUUUGCACGAUGUCACCAAGGUACUCGGCGAGCUCGAGCUUAUAAUAAGGAGAGUGAAGGUAUCCACCACACCAGACGGGAAGGUGAUGGACUUGUUCGUCAUCAAAGAUACCAGGGAACUCCUACAUACAAAGAAGAGACAAGAAGAUACAUGUGAAUAUUUGAGAGCAGUUCUAGGUGAUGCUAUGAUAAGUUGUGAUAUUGAUUUGGCCGGUUCUGAGAUGGUAUCAUGUCCACAGGGUUCCUCAUUUCUCCUAUCAGCAAUCACAGAAGAAAUGUUCAGUCUAGAAAUGCCUGAACACAAAAGUGGGUCUUCUGCACAAUGCAAUGUAUCCGUUACAAUGGACAACAUACUCAGUCCUUCUCACACAGUCAUCCAAAUCACAUGCCAAGAUCACAAAGGCCUCCUCUAUGACAUUAUGAGAACUCUGAAGGAUUACAAUAUCCAGAUUUCUUAUGGAAGGUUUUCUGCAAAGCAAAGGGGUAGCUGCGAGGUGGAAUUGUUUGUAAUGCAAUCAGAUAGGAAGAAGAUAGUUGAUCCAAACAAGCAAAAUGCAUUAUCCUCGCGCCUACGGAUGGAACUCUUUCAUCCUCUCCGAGUAGCUGUUGUAAGCCGAGGUCCUGACACAGAGCUGCUGGUUGUGAACCCUGUAGAAUUUUCUGGAAAGGGGCGGCCUCUUGUGUUUUAUGACAUCACCCUUGCUCUCAGGAUGCUCAAAACGUGCAUCUUCUCGGCUGAAAUUGGUAGGCAUGUGAUUGGUGAUCGGGAAUGGGAAGUUUACAGAAUCCUUCUUGAUGAAGGGGAUGGCUCUUCUGUACCAAGGAAUGUGAUUAAGGACUGUGUUAGGAAAAUGUUGAUGGGUUGGGAGUGAUUAUGGCUGAGAAUGAGUUUGAAUCAGAUGACUAGAAGUUCCUUCGCCAUAUUGUACAGAAUACUUCAAUUGCUCUCUUCACUUCUCCACCUGUAGUUAGGUAUCAGGUAUCAAGUGAAAAUUAUGAGAUAUAUGUUGUGAAAAAGUUUGAGAGCGAACCCCUAGCCUAAGGUCUUCACAUAACUUGAUUGUACAGAUGAAAAUGAUGAUGAUGCUGUUAAGUCCGAAGAAGAGGAAGCAUAUGACUCCCCUGGCAUUGUAUAUUAGUGACCAAAUGGGAGAUAAUCUGUUCAUAAAUGUUUCUUUCUGCUGAUGCACGUUUUUCCAUUCUAAUGGUCUCCCUCUGAGUUACCUUGAUAAUAUAUUUCACUGUUGUCUGUAGACGUUCCAAGAGAAUCAAGUAACUUCUGCCUUCACAGAAACAUGUAGACGUUCCAAGAGGAUCAAGUAACUUCUGCCUUCACAGAAACAAAGUUCUCCACAUGCGAGUAGCCCUGGUAGAGACAUUUUGGUGAAAGUGGGUGUACUCUGACAUGGAAAAAGAUAUAUGUGCUUAGUUGAUUUUUAUAUAUGUGAUGGCGCCAAAGGGUUAGACAGAGGAAUUUGCCUAGUUGUAAAGUUUGAGUUUCAAUAACUGUACCACCUUGAGGAAAGACCAGUGCAUCUAAUGGCAGCAGCUGGGGGACACACCACUAAAAGAAUCACUAGAUAGGAGCUUCCUACCAUUCAAAAGAAAGGAUCUUUUGCAGAUAAUUUUGUUGACAAGUUGAAAGAUGGGUUUGGCUAAUGGGUAUGUUUAGAAUUGCUCUUGCAGCAACUUUGAACAGUCCAUGGUUUUAAUUUUGUGGGCACUGAACAAUCCAUGGUUAGAACUCCCAAGAAAAUAUAGAAAAGCAUUGAAACAUAAUCAGAAUUUGAGAAACUUAGCUCAUCUGAGCUGAGCCUCGUCCCCAAGUAUAUGGGGUCGGCUGCAUGAAUCCUGUUCUACCUGUUAUGCUGUUCCACUCUGUUUAAGUAUCAGAUUCAUUGUUAUAUUA